CGGUAUCCCGUCAGCCCUUGCGCCUUCCGGGUUACUUUUCUGCGAUCUGGCGGCGCGGACAUGGCUCAAGGGAAGCAGAAGUUUCAGGCCCGGAGGCCUGCCAAGAAGGCAUCGGCGGCGGCCGCUUCUUCGGCCUGCCGGGGCCCGAAGAAAGGCGGGCGAGUCAUAGCCCCCAAAAAGGCCCGGGUGAUCCAGCAGCGGAAACUAAAGAAGGACCUGGAGGUUGGCAUCCGAAAGAAGAUUGAACAUGAGGUUAUGAUGAAAGCCAGCACCAGCUUGCCCAAGAAACUGGCCCUGCUGAAGGCCCCAGAGAAGGGGGCCAAGAAAAAGGAAUCUGGUGGCAAGAAUUAACCCUGACAGGGAACAAGAGAAAAAAGGGGAGGCCCUUCGUCCCAGAGCUUGCUUGACUGCCUGGCCCUGUGGCCCUGAAAUAUCUGAUGCCCCGGUAUGUUUGUGGAUACAUAUGUGGUGAGAGCUUUAUUAGGGCAGAAGAAAUAGGCUUCUCUUCAGUCAGGGAUAGCCCUGUUAUCUGUCUUCUUUUUCACCACAACCUCUCAGGCCUCAGUUUGACCAAAACAGAGCAUCUUCUGAAGGCUGCCGCUUCUCAGAUCCCCUGAAGGGACACUCUCUGGAGGAGAGAACACCUCCCUGACCAUCAGGAGGGUCCUUCAGCUCACUUGUAUCUUCCCGUUUCUCCUCCUUUGUACCCUCCCUGAGCCCCACAGCCUCUGUCUAACUUGAAGCAAUAAAAAGGAAACAGCUGCUCUCUA
Messenger RNA from Dromiciops gliroides (monito del monte), 770 nucleotides. RefSeq names its product chromosome 1 C19orf53 homolog (gene C1H19orf53). The record is from RefSeq and is a predicted model, not a curated record. The coding region runs from base 61 to 351 and encodes 96 amino acids. The transcript is spliced from 3 exons. NCBI's taxonomy places the organism in Eukaryota, Metazoa, Chordata, Mammalia, Microbiotheria, Microbiotheriidae.